CAACGGCGACGGUACUGCGCAUAAGCGCAGUACCAGUAUAGCUAACAGCUAUACUGUACCACUUGCGACUGUACCAUAUGACACUCACUCAGCCUCGCUGCAAUCGGGGCCAUGUUCUCCAGAGUCUCCUCUCGAGUCCUGCUCCGAAAAUC
Molecule: messenger RNA, 152 nt
Organism: Perkinsus marinus ATCC 50983
Lineage: Eukaryota; Perkinsozoa; Perkinsida; Perkinsidae
Exons: 1
Source: RefSeq, a predicted model, not a curated record